This is a messenger RNA of Anopheles stephensi (Asian malaria mosquito), 2006 nucleotides long. RefSeq names its product ras-related protein Rap-1b. The coding region runs from base 658 to 1533 and encodes 291 amino acids. The record is from RefSeq and is a predicted model, not a curated record. The transcript has 5 exons. NCBI's taxonomy places the organism in Eukaryota, Metazoa, Arthropoda, Insecta, Diptera, Culicidae. Gene Ontology annotation, molecular function: GTP binding; GTPase activity.
GAUGCAAACAGCAUCAGAUCGCGAACGCGAUUCAAACGCAAUCAACAUCAGCUCCUGUACACACCUACAUACACAUCUCAUCUGUCUUCGUUUUUUUUUGGCGCAAUUCACCAUAGCGUACCCUGUAGGCUUGAGUCACGGUUGCGAACAUUGCCGAAACCGUGCACUUCAACUCCGGAAAUAUCCCCGGAGAGUGCGUUUUUCCUUUCGUUAUGCAUCCAUUUUUGUAUUCGCUUAGUUAAGAAGAAAAGAAAAAAUUUAGAGGAAAAUUACAGCAAGUGCAGUUAACAUUUUAACGGGUGAAUUUAGGUAACCUUUUGAGUGAAAUCGAUCACCCCCGGUUACGCAUGGUCAGAAAUUGCGGACACACGGUUUCGGUUGUGACAUUAGUACAGUACGGUAGUAUCUGCCAAAACGGAGUGACGUUAAUUAACCUUUAACAAGUGUCAAGUGUUGUGCCUCGUGUCGUGUUCUACCUGUUCCUGAGUGUGUGUGGCGGUUUGUGGCUGUUGUGUAUGUGUAGUGUUCACCGUACAUCAUCAUCGGGUGUCUUCCGGGCCAAGGUUGCUGUUUGGAAGGCACACCGCUGUUGACUCUGUCUCAUCAUGGGCUGUGGAUAUCGGUGGCGGCCAGUGCAUCUCGCCGCCGAUCGCAACUAUGGUGGUACGGUUCAUAACCAAGCGCUUUAUCGGCGAGUACGACCCGAACCUGGAAAAGGUGUACACCUUCAACACGCUGAUCGACAACGAGUUCGUCCUGUUCGAAAUACUAGACGCAGCCGGCCAGCCAAACGAAGCCGAUUGCCUGACGCUCGAGGCCAACAUACGCUGGGCGGAGGCGUUUAUCCUGAUGUACUCGGUGGCGGACAAGUGCAGCUUCGACGAGUGCAAUCGACUGAAGUUUCUUAUCAACUACAACAAACGGCGCCGUCGGCUCGGUUCGUACAAUAAGGACCCUCUGCUGGACGUGCCCGUCAUACUGGUCGGCAACAAAAUCGACCAAACCGGGGACCGCAUGGUAAGCACCGAGGACGGUCAACGCCGGGCGAAAGAGAUCGCCUGCGCCUGCUUCCACGAGGUAUCGGUACGCGAAAGCAUCGAGCAGGUGAACGGCGUAUUUCGGGACGCGUGCCGUUUCUGGCGCGUGCUGUCACGCUACCCGAAGCUCAAGCGUUCCACCAGCGACGUGCACGAUCUACACUCCGAGGUCGAACUCAUCCUGAGCCCGGACAGCGUGCAUCCGUUCUGUAACUGUGAUCUCAGCCACGAGAAGCGUCAAUCCAUCGUCAUACUCGGACGACACCCGUGGACGGAAGAGGAACCGGACGAAACGGACGAGUCCGAAUCGAGCUGCUGUUCGUCCCAGAAGUCUGACAUCGACGAACCAUUCCGGGGGCGAGCAUCGACGGACGGGACACUGCUGUCUAGGCCUCGGCGAUGGAGGUUCGCACCGCCCGGAUCACUGAUGCCCCACGUCGGACGCGUCGAGCGCCGUAUGAGCAUCUCGAUGCGGGGCAGUAACGCUAGCUAUUGAAAAGCCUACGCGGGACAGCGUACCAUCGAAAUUUGAGUGAGGUUGAGGAGAGAAAGAGAAACAAAAACAUGCCAACCAAUAUGCUUUACCGAACUGAGAAACACACACACGCACGCAUACAGAUACAGAGACUCCAAAAGUGUGUACUGGGUGGGUGAACAAUAUUGUGAUUCCGUUUAUUUUUGUAUUACCGAACGUAUUUGACAACCGUUUACACCAUGCUGAACUGAAUUGCCUUCGCGCGGCGUCACCAAAGACAGAUAUUUUAAGGGAACGGUGGACGCGUGAAGUGGAGUAACUUGUAGUAGAAGAAGUAGAAGUGUAGCUAAAGGACUUAUUUUACAAAAGCAAAAAAACCGCUAACAUACAUCAGUAAACUCGAACGUGUUGUAAGAGCCAAAUCUCAACGAAAACUGUGUAUCGAAAUGUUAAUAAAGAAUAUCGUGCCCGGAAACCAGAGGGACAGUGACGUA